This is a messenger RNA of Hippocampus zosterae (dwarf seahorse), 3184 nucleotides long. RefSeq lists its product as uncharacterized. The record is from RefSeq and is a predicted model, not a curated record. The transcript is spliced from 19 exons. Gene Ontology annotation, biological process: integrin-mediated signaling pathway; protein localization to plasma membrane; T cell receptor signaling pathway. Bases 386 to 3118 code for a protein of 910 amino acids. Gene Ontology annotation, molecular function: protein binding. Gene Ontology annotation, cellular component: plasma membrane. Lineage: Eukaryota; Metazoa; Chordata; Actinopteri; Syngnathiformes; Syngnathidae.
CCAUUCAUUUUAUGAACUGGAAUGAUGGAUAAUUCAUCAUCAAUUUUUGUAUUUAUUUUUUUAAUCUGUUUAGCCUAAACGUGACUACAGAAAACUUUGUUUCGUGUCCACUUUCGCCAUUAAACUACAUGUAAAGUCGUAAACUACUAAUCCUGUACUAAUCAUGAAGGCGCUUUCUGAGCAAUCACGUGACCGCGCCCGCAAACAAUGACGUAUUACGCAUGCGCCCCACAGCGCCGGCACUUUCAAAUUGUUUGCAUUAGCAUCGUCGAUGAUUAGCAUUAAUACGUCACCUGAAAGUAUUCCCAGUCCCGAAAACCACGAAAGCCGUCAACGUGCUUUUCCAAUGCUCAAAUCCGAACAGUGAUGAACAAAACGAGCUACAAUGGAGGAGGAGAGUCAAAUCAACUUCAAAGCUUUGAGGGCCAAGUUUCAGGAGGAAGCUCUUCUGGCCCAGACCAAAACCACUCGACCAACUGUAGCGGAAAAGCCCAAGAACCUUCCUCCUGCUGGAGGCCACUGUAGUUCCGUGGUUAGUAGUAUCAAUAUUGCCACAGAAAACAAGACAACAGUGGUUCCCAGAGUUAUUUUCAGAAAUGAACUGCGAGCUUCUGGUGGAAAGCGGUCAACUUCCUCUCCGGCACAACCUCCGCAGCUCUCCCCCUCUUCUCAGCCCAUUAAUGGAGACGGCAGAACAAAAAAGCAGACCUUCAAAGAACGGCACAUGCCUCAGGUGCUUCCUGUCCUGUGCUCUAAAGAACACAGGUUUGACCCUCUAAUCAAAAAAGAGUCACCACAAGAACAGGAGUUGGUGAAAGAAGUCCCACAAAUAAAGCCCAAAAAGAAUAAUUUGCUGCUUGCUUUGAAGUCUUCCAGAGUGUCGAAGUUUAGCUCAGAAAGUGAAGAGGAACCCACAUAUGCUGAAUUGACCACAAGACCUGCGAGUGCUCCUGGCGAAUUGCCUUCUGUGGAAAAGCAAACCUCAGAAGAUGGCGUUUCGCUCCAAGGGGACCAAUUACCCGCAACGCGCCGUCUCUCCAGUCCAGAUGUCUCGGUCUCUCCUCCGUUACUUGAGACAAGCGUCGACUCUGACAAUCGCAUCAUUAGCACCUUGGAGAGGGCCAAGAGGAAGUUCUCCUGCCGACACAUAUUGAUUUCCAGCAAAUCCAAAAGUCUGCGUUCUCCUGACUUUGCCUCGAGCGAGAGGCCCUUCCUUUCGUCGCCCAGGAACGUGGAAAAUACGGAGCCUGACCUACCUCCGCUACCGCCGCCACCCGUUGGACUCCCGCACCUUGCUUGCAUCUCUGCGCGACCGUUCUCUAAAGUCAACAACUCGGCUCGAAAACCUGCAUUUCUCAAGCCGUAUCGCCCGGAUAAAGCUGAAGGUCCUUCUGUCACGACUGACCUUCAUUCCCAUUCGAAUCCUCAAAAGAAUCCUCUGCCUGACUUGAGGUCGCUGGGACCAAAGCCAGCGAAGCCUCGCAGACCACCAUUGGUAUCUCUCAGACAUGACCAAAAACCAGUUCAUGAGGUGUUAAAAGAUCUCAGCCAAGAGCCAAUUAAAGGUUCCGAGUCCGAAAAGCCCACCUCCGGUGCCGUCCUGGAUGCUCCCGUGUUCCCGGACUUUGAGAAUCCGGAGACGGAGCCCACGCAGAUCGAAGCUGUUGAUAUUGCCGCUUUAGAUCUCAAGGUUCUAGAUUUGGGUGGCCUCGGCUCUCCGCCUCCUGCGCCAGCUGACCGUGGCGUCCCCGAAUCCAAGACUUCACAAUCUGACACGCGUACUUCCGAAGUCGCCAGUGAAAGCUCUGUUGCCCAACAGCUGAAAGUUGGCAGUCUGAGCGGAAUACCUUCUCAUCCAGCCAGCUUCCCUGAACCAUCAAAUCUGACAGAGUCCAUCACACGUGACCGAAGGAGCCCGAGCCAGGACGUGAUCGUUCCCCCUCCUCCUCCUCCAACGUCUCGUGCUGAUGAGGCGGAACUGGCGGCUGCCGAGUCCCGCUGUGCUCGUGAUGAAACUGAGCUCCGCUUCCAAGCGGCCCCGACGAAUGAGGACACUCGCACACGCGCAAGCGACCCCAACUAUGAGUGUGACAAUGUAUAUGAAGAUGUGGAAAACAUCAACAAGUUCUUCUUGUGCCAGAACUCGCGCAAGCAGAAAGGCAAUCUGAAGAAUCCAUAUGCUGACAGCAACCUUCCUGCGAAAGAGGAGGUGCCUCUUCACAUUUGGCCACGGAACCCAUGGGGCAGCAUAUCGGGAGAACACUCAUCCCAUAAUCUUGUCCACGGUAAGGAACGCCAAACCCCCAACACUACUGCUGACUAUAAAGAACUGAAGAAGAGAGAGAAGCAGCGACUGGAGAAGGAGAAAAAGGAGCAAAAGGAGCGAGAGAAGAAGGAAAAUGAAAUGAAAAAGAAGUUCAAAGUGACGGGCGAUGAAGAGCCCAUGUACCACGCUAAGGUGAUGGUGGCGAGCAAGGUCCGCAAGAAUGACCUGCCCGUUAAAAGCGGCGACACGGUCAGCAUCAUCCGGACCACCAACUGCCCCAAAGGCAAAUGGUUGGCCCGGGACGCGCGCCACAAAUACGGCUACAUCUCCGUCAUGAACGUGGAGCUCAAUAUCAAGGAGAUGCUGGAACUGGGCAAAAAAGCCCAAGCGGCCGGACGUGGCGCCAACCCGGAUGGGGACACGAUCAGCAUUGGCAGCAGAUCCUCAAGCCACCUUGUGGUCACGAGCAGUUUCACAGACGACAGUGAGGAGUGGGCCUGCGAAGAUGAGACGCUCUCGGCCUGCUACGCUAGCCACAUUCCCCAUCAAACCACCUCAUUGGCCGAAGCAUCAGAUGACCUUGCGAGCAAACAGCACACAUUGAGUCAUGCCAACGUUGAGGAUCUGCACACUCAGAAAAGACAUGAAGCCCUGCAGAAGCUUGCCAUCUUCUUUGAACAAAGCAAAGAUGAAUUUGGUGAUGUUCCUGAUAGCGGGGCUCCAACUCCGACAAACCCUGACCCUCCAAGCUUCUUGUGUGCUGUUGAAGAGCCCCCUUAUACUGAACAAGAAGUGGACUUCUCAGAGCUGGGACUCCUUCCUCCUCCGCCAUUAUAUGCUGACACAGAUUGAGUUGAAGCAUCUGGUCGAAUUAGAAACUGGACACUUACUUGAGUAACUAAUGUGCACGCAAAACUG